Molecule: messenger RNA, 1056 nt
Organism: Penicillium olsonii
Lineage: Eukaryota; Fungi; Ascomycota; Eurotiomycetes; Eurotiales; Aspergillaceae
Source: the annotation of a GenBank genome assembly
AUGCCGAGGCUUGGUGUCCGGUUUUAUAAACCCUCCGACCUCACUUUGACCUCACAUCACAUCAUGUCUCUCCUGGAAUACACACAAACUGCCCUCAGCGCCCUGCCAGAGCCUGCCCAGGCUCUGCUGCGCAACCCCACAGCGCAGAAGACCCUCGCGGGUGUCGGCGCAUUUCUGCUCGCUCGCGCAGCGAACCAAUUCCUGUCGCGAUGCGCACACCAGAACUGGACAGUCAAUUCCGCCUGGAAGGCGGACGCAGAGCUCGUUCUGUUGACGGGCGGAACUUCAGGAAUCGGCAAGCAAGUGAUGGAGGAUCUCUCGAAGCAAGGAGUCCGUGUCAUUAUCCUCGAUAUUAAUGAGCCGAACUUCACACUCCCGUCGAAUGUGUCCUUCUACAAAGCGAAUAUUACCAACUCGGCAGACAUCGCAGCCGUGGCGAAAACCAUUCGCGAGAACCACGGCGACCCCACCGUGCUGAUCAACAAUGCCGGUGUAGGCCACGAUGGAAGCAUUCUCGAGGAACCAGAAUCAAAGAUCCGACAAACAUUCGAAGUGAACACCAUCUCCCACUUCCUGAUGGUGAAGGAAUUCCUUCCCGCCAUGGUCAAGGCCAAUCACGGCCACGUAGUGACAGUUGCCAGUAUGGCUAGUUUCGUCGCGCUGGGCGAAAUGGUCGAUUAUUGCUGCUCCAAGGUCUCCGCCCUGGCCUUCCACGAGGGUCUGCGCCAGGAACUCCGACACUGGUACAAUGCGCCCAACGUGCGCACCAGUGUUAUUCACCCAUUGUGGGUUCGCACGCCGAUGAUCACGAUGUUAACGGACCAAGGCUCCAACUUCAAACAGCCCAUCAUGACACCGCAGGUUGUCGCAGACGCCAUUUGCAAGCAGAUUCUCACACAGCGGAGUGGACAGAUCCUCUUGCCCAAGAGUCAGUCUAUCGCCAGUGUUGUGCGCGCCAUGCCUUUCUGGUUGCAAGAGGCUGUGCGAACGCAUGCUUCAGGGGAUUUGAGGAAAAUGCGACUGGCGCAGGCGCAGGCCGAAGCUGUGAAGAACUGA